AUGAUGGCGAGCGGUCGGUGCAUGCUGAGGCUCAGCGGCACAUUUCUACUCGCAAUCGCGCCAAUAGCCCUGGCAGACGCGACUAUCUACGAUGAGCUCGACAAGCUGACGCCAAAUUUCACGCGCGUCAUCAAUACGCCUGGCUACAACGUUACCGAGGAAUUUCCCGGGAGUCAACUUGAUUGGGAGCUCUCAAUUCGCCUUUAUUCUGACGUGCCUGGCCAGGUUGACGGCGAGGAUGAUAGAUACAUUUCCGCAACCCGGUUUUUCUGGGACCCUCCCAGUAGCGUUCCUAGAGGGAGCGGCGGGAGUGUGGAUGCAGAUUCACAGUUCUAUUAUUGCAUCAGCCCAUUGAAGUAUGACGAACCCGAGGUCAAGGAUAGUGGCGAGGUAGACCCUAGAUGCAAUGGUGUGGUUUCAGACGCAUGCCUUCAAGAUCUCCAGAAGAUGACCACCACCCAGUCCUGGUGCGCGAUCCUGGAUUGGCCCAAUUCAUGUAUGGAUCAUUCUAAGGAUAACUCGCAGUUGCAUAUGUACGGCCGCGUCAAUAUCACCGAGACUCCAAACUCAUUUGUCGCAUUCCCAAGCAACCGGGAUGGGCAUAAGAAAGGAGAUACGGAAGACUUCCGAGACGCGUUAAAAACCGUCUGGAUUGUGAUGACGGGCUUUGGAGAAGCCACUCUAGGUGGGAAGUUAGCAGAAACCUCCGAGGUGAACCUCACAAGCGGAAUAUCUUGCAUUCGCGCUCUAAGUGCCAAGGGAGCAUCUUCGAUGGGCAACAGCAAGACGCGUUCUAUUCCUGCAGUAUCUUCUCUUAUAGCGGGUCUUCUUGUUACUGCAGUCUGGCUUCUAUUGUCGGAGUAA
This is a messenger RNA of Clonostachys rhizophaga, 864 nucleotides long. The record is from the annotation of a GenBank genome assembly. NCBI's taxonomy places the organism in Eukaryota, Fungi, Ascomycota, Sordariomycetes, Hypocreales, Bionectriaceae.